ACAAAAAAAAAAAAAAAUGAAACCAAGAAUCCAUGAAAAUAGGUCAGUCCAGUAGUUAACACAUAAUGAGGAAAUUAUCGUUACAAAAAAUCCGAAGAUGACGUUACGUUACUUUCCUCUUCAUCCUCAGUCUCCAUUAAUCUUGAAACACCUGUUGAUAUAUCACAAUAUGGAUGUGUUCUUCGAGGUACAAAGAGGCCCAACGUUCUGCAUUGAACUAGGUUACUGGGACACAGUGCUAGAGAUCAAACAAAAGAUCGAAAAGUAUCAACGUAUCCCUGUCUCCAAACAAACCCUUUUCUUCCAAGGCAAGGUCCUCCAAGACGAUCACGACAUCGAACAAUGUGCCAUCCUCAACAACUCUCAUCUACAGAUUAUCAGCUCUUCACCAGGCACCGACCAACACCGCAACAACAAUCAAGUGCUCAAAACCGAGCAAUCUCCACCGUCAAACUCAACAGAACCGAUCAUUAACGGUCAAGAUUUGCCUGUCAUGAUGGCUAGGACCAACAACAACAACAACCCUAAGAAGCUGAGAGUGAUGGUGCUGCCGAAAAGCGGGACAAUGAAGAUUCCGGUGGAGGUGAACGCGAGUGACAACGUGGGAGAGCUGAGGAAGGAGUUGGUUAAGAUUCAACAGAGGUUUCAGAUAAGUCUGCCUCAAGAAGGUUAUUUCUUUAUAUACAAACAAAAUGUGAUGGAGGAUGACCGGUCAUUCCGGUGGCACCGUGUUGAUCAUGGUGAUACGAUUGAGAUUUUCAACGGAAGUGUUUCUGGUGGUUCUUAGAUCUGAACAACCUUCUCCUUCCUCCUCAUAGCUUUGUUAUUCAAGUUAAUUUUUUGCUAUCUUCCAAAAUUGUCUUUUGUUUUCACAGCUUUCUGCAACUAAAAGACAUUACUAAUAAGAUAACAUUUGAUCUGAAAAAGAGGAACUUGUUGUUAUUGACCAACUUCUUGGUAACAUUUGAGCUUUGAGUAGUGUUUGAAAAGGCUUUUCUAUCGGAUGAUCUAAUUGACAAACAUUAAUUGUUUUAUAUAAAAAAAGUUAAUGAUAAUCUUUAAUUAAGAGGUAUAAGAUGAAAAGAUUUUCAAUCAAAUGUAAAAUAUUGGUUGAACAAAAAGGA
Molecule: messenger RNA, 1124 nt
Organism: Brassica napus (rape)
Lineage: Eukaryota; Viridiplantae; Streptophyta; Magnoliopsida; Brassicales; Brassicaceae
Product: ubiquitin domain-containing protein 7SL RNA1-like
Exons: 1
Coding region: 98-787 (229 amino acids)
Biological process (GO): proteasome-mediated ubiquitin-dependent protein catabolic process
Cellular component (GO): cytosol; nucleoplasm
Molecular function (GO): proteasome binding; polyubiquitin modification-dependent protein binding; ubiquitin binding
Source: RefSeq, a predicted model, not a curated record